GAGUUGUGCUGAGCGCCAGUAGAAAUGGCGGUAUCAAUAUAGUAUCAUCAACACCCACUUCCCUCCAGAGAGAGAGGGAGAGAGAGAGAGAGAGAGAGAGCUCAUUCUACUUUGGUUUCUCUCUUCUCCGUUGGAACAAGAACAAGAUGAAGAGAGAGAGAGAAUUUAUCGAACUCUCGGAGGAUGAAUGGUCCAACCACUCUGAUUCUUUUAAACCCUCGCGCAUCCUGAAAUCCGAACCCACUUCUCAAGACCCUCCUCCCCCUAUUGAGUCCUUUGCUUUCUCCAAGUCCGUUCACAUAAUCGAGAGCUCUUCUUCCGAGGAACUUGGAGAUGCGGCAGCUGGGAAUGCGAAGGGGAACGAAUUCGAGGAUUUAGAGGACGAGGAUGCUGACUUGGAGGUAAGUAAUAGAGUUGCGACUGUGAGUCGGGGGAAUCGUUUCGUGAUCGAGGACGAUGAGGAUGAGGAUGACAAUGGUGAUGGUAAGGUGGGUGAUUUUAGCGACCAUGAGGUGUGGUUGUCGGAGGAGGAAGCGGAGGAGGAAGAUGUUGUUAAAAAGGCUCUGCGUAAGUGUGAGAAGAUUUCGGCUGAGCUGAAGCGGGAAUUGUACGGUACAAGCUCCGCAGCUUGUGACCGGUACUCGGAAGUGGAGAUGGGUUCUUCCGCAGCAAGGAUUGUCACUCAGGAGGAUGUAAAUGAAGCAUGUGGAUCUGCGGAUUUGGACUUUAAACCAAUGCUGAAGCCAUACCAGCUCAUUGGAGUCAAUUUUCUUCUGCUUUUGUAUAGAAAGAAAAUUGAGGGAGCUAUAUUAGCAGAUGAGAUGGGUCUUGGAAAAACAGUCCAGGCCAUAACAUAUCUGACCCUGUUGAAGCAUUUGGAAGAUGAUCCUGGUCCUCAUUUAAUUGUAUGUCCUGCCUCUGUUUUGGAGAACUGGGAAAGGGAGCUUAAAAAAUGGUCUCCGUCAUUCACUGUUCUCCAAUAUCAUGGUUCUGCACGGUCAGCUUAUUCAAAAGAGUUGAGCUCUCUGGGAAAGGCUGGGCUGCCACCGCCAUUUGAUGUUAUUCUUGUGUGCUAUUCACUUUUUGAACGCCACAGUGCGCAGCAGAAAGAUGACCGCAAAAUUCUUAGACAUUGGAAAUGGAGUUGUGUGCUAAUGGAUGAAGCUCAUGCUUUGAAGGACAAGAAUAGUUACAGGUGGAAAAAUCUGAUGUCAGUUGCAAGAAAUGCGAGACAGCGUCUGAUGCUUACAGGCACACCUUUACAAAAUGAUUUGCAUGAGCUGUGGUCAAUGUUGGAGUUUAUGAUGCCUGAUCUUUUUGAAACUGGAGACGUUGACUUAAAAAAGUUGUUAAAUGCAGAAGAUAGAGAUUUAAUUUGUAGAAUGAAGUCUAUUUUAGGACCUUUCAUCUUAAGACGUUUAAAAUCGGAUGUGAUGCAGCAGCUAGUUCCAAAGAUGCAGAAGGUUGAGUAUGUAUACAUGGCGAAACAACAAGAAGAUGCUUAUAAAGAAGCAAUUGAAAAUUAUCGUGCUACAUCUCAAGCUCGUAUUGUGAAGUCUUCUGAAACUUGUCCUCAUAAUGUUGCUAGCAUCUUGCCUCGACGUCAAAUUUCUAAUUAUUUUCUUGAGUUUCGUAAGAUUGCAAAUCACCCCUUAUUGGUUAGACGUAUCUACACAGAUGAUGAUGUUGUUCGUUUUGCUAAAAUGCUGCACCCAAAAGGUGUAUUCGGCUUUGAAUGUACUUUGGAACGUGUGAUUGAGGAGCUCAAGAGCUAUAAUGACUUCUCUAUUCAUCGGCUUCUGCUUUACUAUGGUGAUGCUGAUACAGGAAUUCUCUCUGACAAACAUGUUAUGGUUUCGGCGAAAUGUCGGGCAUUGGCUGAACUUCUCCCUGUGCUAAACCGUUCUGGUAGUCGUGUUCUUAUUUUUAGCCAAUGGACGUCAAUGCUUGACAUAUUGGAGUGGACUUUGGAUGUGAUUGGUGUGACUUACAGGCGCCUUGAUGGAAGUACACAGGUGACAGAGAGGCAGACAAUUGUGGAUUCCUUCAACAAGGACACUUCAAUAUUUGCAUGUUUGUUGUCAACAAGGGCUGGAGGACAGGGUCUUAACUUGACUGGAGCUGAUACUGUUAUAAUUCAUGACAUGGAUUUUAAUCCUCAGAUUGAUCGACAGGCUGAAGAUCGCUGUCAUCGCAUUGGGCAAACGAAGCCUGUCACUGUAUACAGGCUUGUGACAAAGGAUACAGUUGAUGAGAACAUUUAUGAGAUUGCGAAAAGGAAGCUAAUAUUGGACGCUGCGGUGCUGGAGUCUGGAGUAGAAGUCGAGAAUGAAAGUGAGAUGCCCGACAAGACUAUGGCAGAGAUAUUAUCAUCUUUGUUGUUGCAAUAAUAUCUGGGAAUCAAGACUUUUGUUGAUGCACAUUGAUUUUUUUCUCUUAAAGAUCGCCAUUCUUCUCUUGUAGAAGUAUGUCUUGUGAAAGUAAUGAUUAUUUAGGAUUUGUACAUGAGAACAGUAAUGAGAACGUCAUAUAUAUACGUUUGUAUGAGCUUUAGAUGGUCCUCAACUUUAUAGCUACUUCAUUGUCUGUAGAUGCUAAAGCCAGAAUUUAAAGAGACGGAAACCGACGACAAAUCGUGCCAAUUGUUACCCAUUUUAAGCUCGAAUUUGUCAUAUUAUUAUCAUUUGGAUUCCGAAUA
Molecule: messenger RNA, 2698 nt
Organism: Sesamum indicum (sesame)
Lineage: Eukaryota; Viridiplantae; Streptophyta; Magnoliopsida; Lamiales; Pedaliaceae
Gene: ETL1
Product: SNF2 domain-containing protein / helicase domain-containing protein
Molecular function (GO): ATP binding
Source: RefSeq, a predicted model, not a curated record